Messenger RNA from Cyclocybe aegerita, 1203 nucleotides. NCBI's taxonomy places the organism in Eukaryota, Fungi, Basidiomycota, Agaricomycetes, Agaricales, Hemipholiotaceae. The record is from the annotation of a GenBank genome assembly.
AUGCCGACGCCUGCUGCAGCACUGCGGGCAUCGCUAGAGAAGCACAAUGAAACCUUUGAAUCGCUACUGAAGCUGAUUCCGGCCCAAUACUACAUCGUCAACGACGACACAGAAGAGGCCGCUUCAAAGUAUCAGAAACAUAGCAAAAAGCUAAAAGCGCCUAAGCAGGCGAUAAAAGAGGCUUCGAAAAAGGCAAAACGCGAAAAGCUCGAUCCGGCAAACCACAAGUCCAUAAUCGACAUCCAGAACGAGGCUCACGGAAAGAAAUCUGUGAAUGGCAAAGGAAAGGGCAAGCGGAAAGCCUCGGCUGCUCUGUCGGACUCUAAGGACGACGAUGCUUCAAUAGACGUCGAUGUCGAUAUACAGGAUGUCGACGAUGAAGACGACCACGAAGACGACAUGGACGUGGAGACCCUGCUAAAGCCUAUGCCGAUAUCCAGUGGGGUAGAGUCACUACGCGAAAAAUUGCAUGCGAAGAUGGCUCAGCUGCGUCAAAGAGGGAGGGGAGAGGCGGGUGAUAAAGACGACCUGCUGGAGGAACGGAGAAGACAGAGAGCCGCAAUGCGUGAGCGGCGGCGCAAGGAGACGAGGGAGAAGAUUAAGAGAGAAGAAGAGAUGAAAGGGAAGAAGAGCAAAGAUAAAGAGAAGCAGAAUCGGGAUAAAGGGAAUACGACGAAGACACAAUUGCUCGUUCCCGACCAGCCAUCACACAAAGCCGACGGUCCUCAAGCGCGAAUGACGACCGUCGCGUACUCAUCUAUCGCUGGCUCCUCGAAGAAGGGCCAACAAUUCAAAACCACCGCCGACCCACAACAGGCCUUGCAGCAACUAUCCGCGCGGAAAGAGAAACUGGCGGCCAUGCCAGAAGAGAAGCGCAAGGCGAUUGAAGAGAGGGAAAAGUGGGCCAAGGCUGAGGCCCGGCUUGAGGGCGUCAAGGUGCAUGACGACGAGGCCCGGCUGAAGAAGGCUGCAAAGAGGAAGGAGAAGCUUAAGGCGAAGAGCAAGACGACCUGGGAGGAGAAAAAGGAUCAAGUCACGGCAGCCAUGGCUGCCCGACAGAAAAAACGCAACGAUAACAUUGCCAUGCGGAAUGAGCGACGACAGGACAAGAAGAAAGGUGGCUCGAAGAAGGCUCGACCUGGCUUCGAAGGGAAGUCGUUUGGUGGGAAAGGGAAGGGGAAGCCGAGUGGCAAGGGCAAGUAA